AGUUGGGUUUCAACAGUCAGUCAGUGUCGGACCGCUUUCGAUGGCGGGAACGCGUUCUGCGUGAAAACGGGCUGUCUCGUGUGGGUGGAUUGAUUUUGGAGCACUAAAAGACCAGAUCAGUGGUUAAUUAAGUCGUUGCUGAGCAGAAGACAACUUGCAAGUGUGAAAUUUCUCCCACAUAAACUGUGAUUCACACAUGGUUGAAAUUCAACGUCGACAUUUCCGCGAAGUGUGUGUGCAAUUUACCUAAAAAUAACAAUUAUUGUCAUCGUGGUGAACUGAAAACUAUAGAAUUUUGGUCUCGAGACUUUCUCGAAGAGUCAGAAAAUCUUAUCACGCAUUAGAGAGUGAGAGAACGAGUGUGUUUUCUGUGUGUGCUUGAGAAGGAACACAAACUCCAGUUAAACAGUGUUAAUCUCCACGAUAUGAUAAACUUCUCCGUGACUUGUUGAAUAUCUCUUACUCUCUCUCGCGGUGUGUGGAAGUUCAUAAGAUGCUGGCUGUGAAGAAUUUCUUUUUGCCCGAGCGGAAGGCGCCGGAAACACCGCGAUUUUCUCGCAUGCCGGAGACUUUUCUCAGGUCCAUUCGACGAAGGUCGCUGCGUGUGAAGAGGACGAAAUCACUGGUGGCGUCUGAACGUGAAAAACGAAAGUCUGAUUCAUUCGUCAACAGUCAGGAAUGGACAAUCUCGAGGUCUGUACCGGACUUGCGGCUCGGCAUUGUGGGAUCGCUGAGCUCCGGGAAGUCCGCCUUGGUGCACCGCUACCUCACUGGAUCCUACAUGCAGGAGGAGUCGCCGGAGGGUGGGCGCUUCAAGAAGGAGGUGUUCAUCGACAACCAGAGCUAUUUGUUGCUGAUCCGCGACGAGGGUGGCCCACCUGAAAUGCAGUUUGCAGCGUGGGUGGAUGCUGUAAUCUUCGUCUUCAGCUUGGAGAACGAGGCGAGCUUUAAUGCGGUUUACAACUACUUCACGAAGAUGUCCCACUUCAGGAAUAGCUCAGAAAUACCCAUCAUACUCGUGGGGACGCAAGAUGCGAUCAGCGAGAGGAGUCCCAGAGUGAUUGAUGAUGUUCGUGCCAGGAAAUUGGCGAGUGACCUCAAAUGGUGUUCCUACUAUGAAACCUGUGCAACUUAUGGACUCAAUGUUGAGCGUGUCUUUCACGAUGCUUGUCAGAAGAUUGUGCAGCAUCGACUGGGCGGACCUCAAGCGCCCCACUCGAUCACACCGACUAACUCGAGACCCACAACGCCUCAGGGAACGCGUCUCGGCGUUGCCAGUUAUCACGGAGGCGUCGGCAGUCCCACGAAUGGCUUCACCACCUCUUCGGGCAGUCCAGCGAGCAAUGCCACUCUAAGUUCUGCCUCGCCGAGUCACAUCUCUGCGUCGCACGGCAAUCUGACGCUGCCUCAUCGCCACCACGCGCUGUCCGCCAGCAGUCAUCACAUCCCCAUUCGCAUCAGUGCCGAUCUGGUGGCGCACGGCGCUGUGGCGGAUCACGCCAAGUGGGGCACCAUUUCGCACGGAUCGUCACAACAGGCGCUCGUGGCGAUUGCCGCGGAGAACAACAACAUCACCAAGUUCGCUCCGCAAGCAGUGACCAGAGAUCUGGACAACUUCCAUCAGGCGGGCACUGUGGUGAAGGAUGUGGCGCCGAAGGAGCUUCCGACGCCCACAUCAACGCCCACGACGAGCAGGAAGAGCAGACGCCGCUCGAAUCUCUUCAUACCAUCGUCGAAGAAGAGCGACGAGAAGCUGAAGAACGGCGGCGAGUUGGGCAGCGGCCGCGCGAUUCCGCUGAAGCAGGGCUACUUGUACAAGCGCAGCAGCAAAUCGUUGAACAAGGAGUGGAAGAAGAAGUACGUGACGCUGUGCGACGAUGGGCGGCUGACGUAUCAUCCCUCCCUGCACGAUUAUAUGGACGAUGUGCAUGGGAAGGAGAUUCAGCUGCAGCUGGUGACCGUGAAGGUGCCUGGGCAGAAGCCGCGCGGCUCCAAGUCCAUCAUCACCAACAGUGCCCUCACGGCGAUCAAGGCGCACGCGAAUGGGCUGACUGACAGCCUGGGUGGGCUGUCGCUGGCGAAGGAGAAGAAGGAGAAGGUGCUCCUGACGGCGUACGACACGCUCAAGGAGCCGGGGAAGAGCAACAGCCAGACGAGUGGCGAUGAGGGUAUCGCGCUGAGCAACAGCAACAGCCAGACCUUCAUCAACGACACGGCCAAAGUGGAGGCUCAGACGCCGAACGUGAAGAAGCGGCACAGGCGCAUGAAAAGCAGCGGCGUGAAGAACAAUGAGUAUGACGAUUCCGACGGCUUUGAGUUCUACAUUGUGUCGCUGGGCAACAAGCAGUGGCACUUUGAGGCCGCCAACUCGGAGGAGAGGGACGAGUGGGUGGCUGCCAUUGAGCAGGAGAUCUUCAAGACGCUCCAGGGCAACGAAUCCACCAAGUCGAAGCAGAACAGCAGCACUGACAUGGCCUCUAUGCAGCUGGUGAGGAGUCGAGUGCCCGGAAACAGUCACUGUGUGGAUUGCGAUGCUCCCAAUCCCGAGUGGGCAAGUCUCAAUCUGGGUGUUGUGAUGUGCAUUGAGUGUUCUGGAGUUCACCGCAAUCUCGGCUCUCAUAUCAGCAAAGUGCGUUCGUUGGGCCUGGACGAGUGGCCGCCGGGACAUCUGAGCGUGAUGCUGGCCGUGGGCAAUUCCCUGGCCAAUUCCGUGUGGGAGGCCAGCGUGACGCGCGGCAGAGUGAAGCCCGGGCCGGUGUCUACGCGUGAGGAGAAGGAGGCGUGGAUCAGGAGCAAGUACGAGGCCAAGGACUUUCUGCCGCCGGCGCCGCAGGCGGGACAUGUGGCGCAGCAACUCACUGAGGCUAUCUUCAGGCCGGACAUGAGGAAUAUCAUCCUCUUGCUGGCUCAUGCGACUCCUGAGCAGAUCAAUGCACCGCUGAAUGCCAGAGACCUCCGGACACCUCUUCAUGUCGCCUGCGGCGUGGGAAGUCUGGCCAUUUCGCAGCUUCUGAUAUGGCACAAUGCCAACAUCAAGCAGCUCGACCAGGAUGGCCGCACGUGCCUGACACACGCUCGGGAAGCGCUCGCAGUCGCGGCGACGUCCGUGAAGGCGAACAGCAGCGGUGUGCAGCACCAUCACCAGUACUCCUUGGAAGCCACGACGGCGCUCGUGGAGCUACUCGUCGGCCUGGGCUGUCCGGAUGCGCAAGUGCCGGCGGGAACGCUGUCCAGGCGACGCGAGACGUUCGGCCAGGCAUUCGAGAAGCUGCCCUCGAGCGUCAUUUAGAGCUCCUCCAUACUCAGGAGCUGUCCUUUGUGAUCACCUUUUUCCUGUCCCUCUUAUUUUAAAAGGAUGACAUGCUAUCUCUCGCCGGUGAUGAGCUUCUUCGCGAAAUUUCCCAAUUGAUAUUUAAGGAUACUUAAGAGAAAGAGAGUCAAAGGCAUUACAUAUUUUAGAAGAGAGUUAAGAGAAAAUCCCAUAGAAAAAUUCAGUAUUAGAGAAUUUCGCAGAUUGAUUAAUUAGAGUUGUUCCAAAAUAAGGAUAUUUAUCUGCUUUAGAGAAGAAAAUUCCCAAAUCAUUCGUUCCCAAGUAUAAACUUUCCGCCUGAUGAAAAUAAUGUGACUUAAGAGAGCGAAGGAAGAGCACAUCACUGAGCAAACUUCUCUGGGGAGCGCAAAGAAGAACACUCUCGCAUGAGAGAUUGUGACCCAGUUAAUAUCAACCACUUUAGAUGUCUCUCAAUAGUGUUGACAAAAAUGAUAAAGGAUGUGUAAAAUUAGCCGUAAUUGCGUAGGUUUUAGCAUGCAAAUUGCAAGUAAUGAUAAUGCCCCUCAAUUUUAUCGGAAACGAAAGAGAGAAAAUUUAGAUCGUUAAUAAGAGACCAUUUACGAUGAGUAUUGCUAGCAAUUGAGAUAUUAAUUUUUUUUUAGGACAAUUUAGUGCACACUUGGCCCAAAAGAUUUGCAAGACAAAUUCCGCUUGAUUUUUCACUUGUUUUCUUCCCACGCAACAGAAUAAAAGAAAAGAGAAUCACUCCCAGAAUGUUGUAUAUAUAGGACUGUAAUCGAUAAUUUAUUAUAAUGUGAAUGUGCUGUAGUAUUUAUAUAUAUAUAUUGAGGAGGAUGAUGAGAAAGCAUUCAGUGAAUAAAAGAGUAAUUAAAAGGA
Messenger RNA from Phlebotomus argentipes, 4168 nucleotides. RefSeq names its product centaurin-gamma-1A (gene CenG1A). The transcript has 9 exons. Gene Ontology annotation, molecular function: GTPase activator activity; protein binding; GTPase activity. NCBI's taxonomy places the organism in Eukaryota, Metazoa, Arthropoda, Insecta, Diptera, Psychodidae. The record is from RefSeq and is a predicted model, not a curated record. Bases 494 to 3289 code for a protein of 931 amino acids. Gene Ontology annotation, cellular component: nucleus.